Messenger RNA from Penicillium cataractarum, 1938 nucleotides. RefSeq names its product Major facilitator superfamily domain general substrate transporter. Gene Ontology annotation, biological process: transmembrane transport. The record is from RefSeq and is a predicted model, not a curated record. Gene Ontology annotation, cellular component: membrane. Lineage: Eukaryota; Fungi; Ascomycota; Eurotiomycetes; Eurotiales; Aspergillaceae. Gene Ontology annotation, molecular function: myo-inositol:proton symporter activity. The coding region runs from base 1 to 1938 and encodes 645 amino acids. The transcript has 7 exons.
AUGGAGAAAGACAAGACCGAUACGGUCACCCCGGCAGCUGAGGAGCUGACUGUGCCGGCGAAGCAUGAACCCAUCGCUCAGGUUGAUCAACAUGGUCUCGAUUACGCGUACCGCUCCAGCAACGAUGACGGCGCCGAAAAAGGCCAUUUCGAGCAGAUUAACCUGCAGAACAAUGUCUCCGCUAAGAUCAAGAACCCCCUCGCCGACCUCAGCAAGCCCCAGGUUCUGCGUGAUGUGGAGGACUUCGCCAAUGAAUACAAUGUCACCGAUAUCCUUCCCCAGCUGAAGAAGGGUGCCCUUGUGGCACGCAACCCGGAGGAUUUCGAGACUGUUCCUGACUUGACUGAGCAAGAGAUUAUGGCACUACGUGACGAAGUCCUCCACAAGUGGCGCCAGCCCAAGGCUCUUUACUUCACCAUCAUCCUCUGCUCGAUCGGUGCCGCUGUGCAAGGCUGGGAUCAAACCGGCUCCAAUGGUGCUAACCUCUCCUUCCCUGACGCCUUCGGUAUUCCCGAGAAAGGAAACUCGCGCAACCAAUGGAUCGUCGGCAUUGUCAACGCAGCUCCGUACAUUGCUAGUGCUUGCCUGGGCUGCUGGCUGUCUGACCCAUUGAAUCGUAUUCUCGGUCGUCGCGGUGUAAUCUUCAUUUCCGCGAUCUUUUGUGUCCUAACUCCCAUUGGUUCGGCUCUAACCCAGACAUGGCCCCAGCUCUUCGUCACCCGUUUGCUGCUCGGCCUUGGAAUGGGACUGAAAGCAUCUACCAUUCCAAUCUUCUGCGCUGAGAAUACACCUGCCAUGAUCCGUGGCUCGCUAGUGAUGUGCUGGCAGUUGUGGACGGCAUUUGGCAUUUUCCUCGGAUUUAGCGCCAACCUGGCUGUCAAGGAUACUGGAAGACUGUCGUGGCGACUGCAGCUUGGAUCGGCUUUCAUCCCUGCAGUUCCGCUGUUGUGCGGUGUUUAUUUCUGUCCCGAGUCUCCCCGCUGGUACAUCCGGCGUGGUGAGAUGGGCAAGGCCUAUCAGUCUCUCUGUCGUCUUCGUAACACCUCGCUGCAGGCUGCCCGGGAUCUGUACUACAUCCACGCACAGAUCCAGAUUGAACAAGGCAUGGUUGCCAAAAGUAAUUAUAUUACUCGUUUCGUUGAGCUGUUCACUAUUCCUCGUGUGCGCCGAGCUACUUUGGCCUCGUUCACUGUGAUGAUUGCGCAGCAGAUGUGCGGAAUCAACAUCAUUGCCUUCUAUUCCUCAACCGUCUUCUCCCAAGCAGGUGCUAGUGAUACGGGGGCUCUAUUUGCUUCCUGGGGUUUCGGUCUGGUGAACUUCCUCUUCGCCUUCCCAGCCGUCUGGACAAUCGACACCUACGGACGACGGGCUUUGCUUCUGUUCACCUUCCCCCAGAUGGCCUGGACCCUCCUUGCGGCUGCGUUCUGCUUCUAUGUGCCAGGAAGCGGAGGAGCUCACCUGGGCACAAUUGCCCUUUUCGUUUUCCUCUUCGCCGCCUUCUACUCCCCCGGAGAAGGCCCGGUACCCUUCACUUACUCUGCCGAAGUAUUCCCUCUGUCGCAUCGCGAGGUGGGCAUGUCCUGGGCCGUCGCAACCUGUCUCGGCUGGGCCGCGGUGCUCUCAAUUACUUUCCCCCGCAUGCUUUACGCCAUGACCCCCACUGGUGCAUUCGGAUUUUACGCUGGCCUCAACAUAACCGCACUAGUCAUGAUCUUCCUCUUCGUGCCCGAGACCAAGCAGCGCACCCUGGAAGAACUGGACUACAUUUUUGCCGUGCCUACCCGUGUGCACAUUCACUACCAAGUCACCAAGGCUCUGCCAUACUGGUUCAAGCGCUACAUCUUCCGGCAGAAGGUGGAGUUGGAGCCACUGUACAAGUUUGACCACAUUGCUACUGGCACUAUUGUGAGCAGCACUGAGGUCAAGGGUGACCAUUAG